CGUGCGUCCGUAACAAUCGGGAAUGCGUGUAUACAUCAAAAACAUCUCACGGCUGUUGAAAAUCGACUACACCUCCUGGAAUCUGCGCUCGGGAGAUUGUUUCCACAUGGAGAAAUGCAAAACAUUACCCAUGAUUUGCUCCUUGGGGACAUCCCUGGGAACCCGGUACUUUCAAACAGAAAUGACGAUGACGGAUAUGCUGAUGACAAUCUGCAACUCGAAUCUCUAAUUUCUGACGAGUUUCUGAAUACGAAACAAUCCAUUGCCUCAGAACUUGAAAGCACUUCGCUAAUGGACGUAGACGACCAGAGUCAGUCAAUAGCACAACUACAUAGUCCAGCGGCAACCCCUGAUGAUGAAUUGAAAUUCAUCGAAAAUUAUUUCGCAUCUUACCAUACUCUCUACCCUAUGCUUCACGAGGACACUUUUCGGUCUGUGCAGAGGGGUCAGAUACCCCCGCCUUAUUGGCCUGUACUGUUCAACAUGGUUCUUGCUUUUGGGGCAUGGCUUGAUCGCGAUGCUUCCCAAGAUUCGGACAAUGUGUAUUUCGCGAAGGCUGAAGAGCAUUUUGAAAAUGUUUCGAUGGGAAGUCAGGGAAAUAUCACUUUAGUACAGGGGUUAGUUCUACUAAGCGACUUUGCGCAAAAGCAAGGCAGUCCUGAAAAAAGUGGGCGUUAUAUCGGUUCCGCAGUCCAGAUUUCGAUUGCCCUCAGGUUGCAAGUGGAGCCCCAGGAUCCCAUAAUCAAUGAGUUGGAUAAAGAAAUUCGCCGGCGGGUGUGGUGGAGCGUGUACUGCGCAGAGAGUUGUUCCGCAAAGAUCUACGGACGGCCACUUCUACUGCCAGAGGAUGCGCUUAUAACUGUGAAGCCGGUCUCGAACAUACAUGAAAGUACCCUCACAUCUUCGAGUAAUCGUUUCCGCCACAAUGUGAUGAGUCAACUAUAUACACGGGAUUGAGGCAGCAAUCCAGUUACCACCGAAUGGCCAAUAGGAUCUAUCGUCAUCUCCUGUCCUGUUCCAAUUUGACAGCACAGCAAGUUCAAGAAGUGGACCAAAUGAUAAACGAAUGGCACAAAACAUCCUCUUUUUGCUUGCAAGUCACCAAUCCCUCGUCCACUCCGGAUUGGUAUUUUAUUGCACGUCGACGACAGGUUCUCUGUGAUCAGAGUCUCCGCCUCCUCAUC
This is a messenger RNA of Aspergillus aculeatinus CBS 121060, 1184 nucleotides long. Its product is annotated as fungal specific transcription factor domain-containing protein. The record is from RefSeq and is a predicted model, not a curated record. Gene Ontology annotation, molecular function: zinc ion binding; DNA-binding transcription factor activity, RNA polymerase II-specific; RNA polymerase II cis-regulatory region sequence-specific DNA binding. The transcript has 3 exons. Gene Ontology annotation, biological process: DNA-templated transcription; positive regulation of transcription from RNA polymerase II promoter by galactose. The coding region runs from base 115 to 957 and encodes 280 amino acids. Gene Ontology annotation, cellular component: nucleus. NCBI's taxonomy places the organism in Eukaryota, Fungi, Ascomycota, Eurotiomycetes, Eurotiales, Aspergillaceae.